AUGCGCCUCCCCUUUCUGUUCCUGCUUUUUCCUGUCUCCUCUGUUGGCGGUUGUUCCCUCGUACCCCUUCCCUUUUUGUCCCUCGCUGUACAGUGGGCCCCAAGUACUUGGCAGCAAAUCACCACACAAUCUCCAUACAUUACUGCUCCGAGUGACCUGCGCGCACUCAAGCCCGCCAGGUACCAAGUGCCUGUAAUCAUCGUACUGACCUACGCCCGCUCCCCCCUUCUUCUCGUCUCACCUGGACCGUUCUCACCGUUGCCUCUUACUCGCAAACACACUCACCCGUCGCCGUUGCUCAAUAUCGCGGAAGCAUUUUACGCCCUCGUAUCCGAGGGCACACUCACACCACCACACACCCCAGCCGCGACGCCAACGAUCUCCUUUUCCUCCCCUAAUAUCAACCCUAUCCACUCUGCAAUUACACUCACUCCAGUCGCUCCUUUCUCGUGCUCUGCCUUCAAUUUCCAUCUUGCAUUAAUCGACAUUUCGUCCUUCUGCAACGUCCCGCCUCAGACACGCUGCUUCCACGUAACACUGACCGCCACGCCUCACCUUCACCUCGACUCGACGCGACUCAGUCUGCUCUCGCCCACAGCGUCACCAAACUCAUCUGCAUGCAAUCCCAAUAGAUCGCAGGCUCGUCCGCUGAGCCCACCAAAGGCCCUCCUUCAGGCUCUCCCGUAUCCUCUGCAGAGCAACACCAACACCCGCAACAACGCCGUCAAAAUGACAGUCGCUGGUGAACUCACACACCGCGGCCAGCCUCACGACUCGCUGGCGCUCGAGGAUCGCUUUGAGAUCCUCAAGGAGAUUGGUGAUGGCUCCUUCGGUAGUGUCGUUCUCGCUAGGGUCCGCACGGCCGGCGCCAACGUCGCACGCCGUGGCUCUGUCGUAUGUUCUCUCCUCUUUGGCCCUUCCGCUCCCGGCUACCAUGCAAUGCUAACUUCUGCUCAACAGGUUGCCAUUAAGUCAAUGAAGAAGACGUUCGACUCGCUCCAGCCAUGCCUCGAGCUUCGCGAAGUCGUCUUCCUCCGAACAAUCCCCCCGCACCCUCAUCUGGUCCCCGCUCUUGACAUAUUCCUCGACCCGUACAGCAAGAAGCUGCACAUUUGUAUGGAAUACAUGGAAGGCAACUUGUACCAGCUUAUGAAAGCCCGCGACCACAAGUGUCUCGACAACGCCAGCGUCAAAAGCAUCCUGCUGCAGAUCAUGCAUGGACUCGAGCAUAUCCAUGCCCACCAGUUCUUCCACCGAGACAUAAAGCCCGAAAACAUCCUCGUAUCUACCUCAUCACAUCAAGAGUCGUCCAAUUCUUUCCGCCGGUACUCCGCCCUCGUCACCCCCCCCUCAACGCCACCUGCAUACACCGUCAAGCUCGCUGAUUUCGGCCUGGCCCGUGAAACCCACUCCAAGCUGCCAUACACGACCUACGUUUCCACGAGAUGGUACCGCGCUCCCGAAGUUCUACUUCGAGCUGGCGAGUACUCGGCUCCUGUCGAUAUAUGGGCAAUUGGCGCCAUGGCUGUCGAGAUCGCCACCCUCAAGCCACUCUUCCCUGGAGGAAAUGAAGUGGAUCAAGUCUGGCGAGUCUGCGAGAUUAUGGGUAGCCCUGGUAACUGGCAUAACAAGGCUGGUCAGCGUGUUGGCGGUGGAGAGUGGAGAGAGGGCAAUCGACUGGCCAGCAAGCUUGGCUUCUCCUUCCCCAAGAUGGCACCUCACGCCAUCGACACAAUUCUGCAAGCCCCUCAAUGGCCUGCAUCCCUAGCGCACUUUGUUACCUGGUGUCUGAUGUGGGAUCCUAAAGUCCGUCCUACAUCUACCCAAGCCCUUGCGCACGAGUACUUUGCCGACGGUGUCGACCCUCUUCGCCCCAGGUCAGCUGCUUCCAAAAUUCUGGGCCGCAAGCAGUCCGACCUUGGUCGCACGACCAAAGAAGCAACCUCAGGAAUCACAUCGUCAAGGUCGUCUUGGUUCCGCAAGUCACUCAUCGGCAGAAGCGAAGCUCCCGAACCAGCGGUUGUCAAAGAUCUUACCCCUCGACCCGCCGUUGUGCACGCGGCUUCUUCGAAUGAUCUCACAUCCGCGCGUACGACCAAACGAAGCACAUGGGCCAACGGUCUAUCCAACGUGGCUCCUAUGCCCAUCCUUCCUAGCAUCCGACCAAUUUCACCCCUCUCAGACGCGGUGACAGCUCGCGGUAAUAAUGGACCUGCCGACGCACCUCCACCCGUCGGCAUCACCCAGGAGAAGAAGAAGCUCGGCAGACAAUUGUCUGUCGCGUCUAGCACCAAUAACUACAACACUGAAAUGCACCGUCUGCAAGCUGAGCGUGCGCUGAAUGGCCAUACUGGUCUUGCUUCACCCCCUAGUGGCCAAAAGGAAAGCUUCUUCUCGCAUCUUCGCAAGCGCGCACGUCGAUUUUCUGGUCGUCACCAGACCCCCGUCUCACCCGCCUUUGAAGAGAUUGAGCCGCAGGUCGGCUGUGGUCCUUGGAACAGCAACAGGUCGUCGUUGAUAAUGGAUCAGUCGGGAGCCCCAAAGCCGGAAAUGUACGAGUCUCUAGAUCGUGCUCUCCAGAAACCCCACAACGGCGUUGCCCCGGCUCCCCCGAUGCACCAUGCUUUGUCGGCAAGCAAGCUUAAGCGACACCACUCCCUUCCUCAGCAGCAACCUCGUUCCGUCGACAACCUCAUCGGUGCCGCGCGAGGCGGUCCAAUUUCAAGCCGCACGCGCCGCUCGCAGGCAACGCAUGGCGUUCACCAGUACGAAGCGCCUGCUGAAGAGGAUGAGUUGUUGGAUGAAGUCCUCAACUCAACCCAACAUGCUAUGAACCGUCUAGAUGGGACCAACCGCAAACCCCUCCGUCAGUCGAUCAGCAAUAUUGGCCUUACGUCCCAACCGUAUCCUAGCCCAUCACCAUCGGCUAGCGGCAGUCAAAUUUUGUUUGCUGAUGGGAGCGAGACAAUGACUCCACGACCUCUGGACCUUGGCCGGAAAACCAACAGCCAGUACAAGUGGCCCACGCCCCCAUACGAGGGCGGCGAGUGGAACUCUUCCAGCUCUAACAACCUUUGGGCUACCGGCAACCGGAUCUAA
Messenger RNA from Cordyceps militaris CM01, 3099 nucleotides. Its product is annotated as serine/threonine-protein kinase MAK. Gene Ontology annotation, cellular component: cytoplasm; nucleus. The transcript has 5 exons. Gene Ontology annotation, biological process: intracellular signal transduction; protein phosphorylation. The record is from RefSeq and is a predicted model, not a curated record. Gene Ontology annotation, molecular function: ATP binding; protein serine/threonine kinase activity. Lineage: Eukaryota; Fungi; Ascomycota; Sordariomycetes; Hypocreales; Cordycipitaceae. The coding region runs from base 1 to 3099 and encodes 1032 amino acids.